AUGACCGAUCUCAAGGGUUGGGUUGAGCAUAUCCUUCUGAGCUGGAAGCCACAAGUAACGGCAAUGGCCUUGAUGUUGGCUUGGGCUGUCUGGAAUGAAAGGAAUAACGUGGUUUGGCAGGGUAAGCGGAGAAGCCAGGGUGAGCUGGUGGAAGGGACUAUGCGGCUACUCGAUGACUUUCAGAGGCUGCACCAACCCCCUACCAAAGUUUCAUUUGGGAUUCAUGCAAAGUGGCAAAAACCUCCUGUUGGGGUCAUCAAGAUCAACGUGAAAGGUACCUUUAGAGCCCAUAAUGGGUCUGGUGGUGGUGGCUUAGUGGCGAGGAAUGAGGAUGGAGUUUUUGUUGCUGCAAAAGCUUGUUUUUUCCCCUGGGUUUCAUCACCGGCACAUGCUGAGGCCCUUGCCUUUAGGGAGGCUUUACAAUUUGCUAGUGAUAGGAACUUUAAUCACUUGCAGAUGGAGUGUGAUGCUCUGGAGUUUGUCCAAUCGUUGAGUCGCACAACGGCGGAUACUUCCUCAAUUGGUGCUUUGAUGGUGAUUCGUAGUGCAAACCUUGAAAGACAAAAUAUGUUUUAUUUCCCUAGUGUCCCGAAAACCAUUAAUCCUGUACCUUUUCUAUGUUUUCUCAUCACCCUCCUUUGUCACCUUGCUGAUGCCUUCAACAAUGCCGCCCCUCCAUAUUGGAAAUGCUCAAAUGUUAGUUAUACAGAUAACAGUCGGUUUCACAAAAACUUCGCCGAUCUUCUCAUUUCUUUACCUUCGAAUGCUUCUGUUUCCAAGUAUUACAAUACGUCCACUGGAAAUGAUCCUGACAGAGUAUAUGGCCUCUAUAUGUGCUUUGACUAUGUCGCGAAUGAAAUGUGUCGUCGCUGCAUAAACACCGCGCAAUCAGACAUGCAGACGCUUUGUCCACACUCAAAAGAAGCGGUUGUGUGGGAGGAUUCCUGCCUAUUACGCUACUCCAAUGAGAAUUUCUUCGGCAGAUUGAAUGUAAGAGACAACAUCGCCGACGAGAAUUCACAGAAUAUUUCAGACCCGAAAAAGUUCAAGUCUGUUUUGAAUGAGACGUUGAAUCGCCUCGCUAAGCAAGCGGCUUAUAAUCUCUCUGCUGCUGAGAUGCAUGCUACUGAAGAAGUAGCCUUUGAAGAUAAACUGAUAUAUGCUUUUGUGCAGUGCACUACCGACUUAUCUAGAGAUAACUGUGAUAAAUGCCUUGUGAAAGCCAAAGAAGACGUUUUAACAUUGUAUUAUUUCUCCGUUGGUGCAAGACUUAUGAGUCGUAGUUGCUAUCUGAGGUUUGAGUUAUACGCCUUCUACACUGCCGGAGAAUCCGAAGCUUCUGUGCCUCGCUCUCCAAAUAAGAAUGGUAGCCGCAGGAAAAUAUUGUUGAUCACAAUCCUUACAACUGUGUCAGCAUGCCUGGCAAUACUACUUUUGGGUUCCUGUGUCUAUCUUGCAGUGAGAAAAAGAAAUAAAGAAGGUAGUUAUGCUUUCUUAAAACAGGUUUUUUUUUUUUUUUUUCCAGGAAGAAAUUAUCGAAAAGCUCAGGACCCUUAUAUCAGUUUGGCAGCUAUACAUGCAGCUACUUCCAACUUCUCUGAUUCAAAUAAGCUUGGAGAAGGUGGUUUUGGUCCUGUUUACAAGGGUAUACUAAAUGAUGGAAGGGAAGUGGCAAUCAAAAGGCUUUCAAGCUUGUCCGAGCAAGGUUUAGAGGAAUUCACAAAUGAAGUUCUACUGAUAAUGAAACUUCAGCACAAAAAUCUUGUCCGGCUUUGCGGUUUUUGCGUAGAUGGAGAAGAGAAGCUCCUUGCAUAUGAAUUCAUGCCAAAUAGUAGCCUAGAUGUCAUCCUCUUUGAUUCAAAGAAACGUGCACGACUUGAUUGGAGCAGGCGCAUAAGCAUUAUCAGUGGGAUUGCAAGGGGGAUUCUUUAUUUGCAUGAGGACUCUCGACUUAGAAUCAUCCAUAGAGACCUUAAAGCUAGCAAUAUAUUGUUAGACAAUGACAUGAAUCCAAAGAUCUCAGACUUUGGCAUGGCAAGGAUCUUUGUAGGAAGUGAAGGAGAAGCUAGUACUGCUACAAUAGUUGGCACUUAUGGAUAUAUGGCUCCAGAAUACGCAAUGGAGGGACUAUACUCCGUGAAGUCCGAUGUUUUUGCCUUUGGAGUACUCUUGCUUGAGAUCAUAACUGGGAGAAGGAACGCUGGCUUUCAUCUGAUAAGACGCGUUCCUAGCCUCAUAGCAUAUGCAUGGCAAUUAUGGAACGAAGGAAACGGGCUAGAGCUAAUGGAUCCGUUACUGGUUGAUUCAUGUGACGCCGAUGAAUUUUUAAGAUAUCUCCAUAUUGGAUUGUUGUGUGUUCAAGAAGAUGCGGAUGACAGGCCAACUAUGUCUUAUGUUGUUGUCAUGUUGAAAAGUGAAACAGUAGUUCUUGGCCAACCUGGAAAACCUGCUUUCUCUACAGGAAGGUUUGCUGAUCAUUAUGAGAUGAGGGCUGAUCAUAUUAGCUCAAUCAAUGAACAAUCAGUUUCUAAUGUUGUGCCACGGUAAGGGAGCUGAUCCGUGGAGCUAUGCAUGGAAAUCGUGAUGCUGGCCAAGCACCAAGUUUAAUUUGUGUAUCUGCUGUUGACUUAAAGCAUUUCAU
Molecule: messenger RNA, 2641 nt
Organism: Prunus avium (sweet cherry)
Lineage: Eukaryota; Viridiplantae; Streptophyta; Magnoliopsida; Rosales; Rosaceae
Source: RefSeq, a predicted model, not a curated record